AUGGUCACUGAUUAUAUGCAUAUCCCGGAAAGAAGCUAUCACAUUACUCCCGUAAGAACUCUGUUACCAUGGCUAGUUAGACACGUCGAAGUAGCUCGAGGAGAAAUUUCUUUCCGUCUUGAAUUAUUUCCAGCUUUUAAUUAUGCGAUGGAUUCGCACUCUGCCGAAAUAAUUAAUCACAAAUCCCACCCUGACCCUAAAGAAAUUUCUUUUGUUGGGAGUCAAUGUAUAAGCAUCAUUUCAAAAGAUUUACAGAUGGAUCUUCGAUAUGUCGUGAAAAGUGGUGAAAGCACUGCUCCACAUAUUGAAUUCAAAAUAUUGAAUCACGAAGAAUUUAAAGGUCCUUGCGUGAUUGCAGAUUUUACUUUGAAAGAAACUCAAGAAGUUAUAUUUAUUUUUCGAGAAAUCCCUGAUACAACACUUAGUAAUAACGAAAACGAAUGUGAUACUCUUAUGUAUAAAUCUUUGAACCCUAAUCUUAGUUAUUCUUUGUUAAAAUCAAUGUUUCGUGAAACUUUGCAUUUUUGGCAAAAUUGGAUUGCAAAAUCGGCUUAUAAAGGACGAUGGAGGGAAUAUGUACAUCGAAGUGCUCUUACCUUAAAACUGUUAACUUAUGAACCGAAUCCGGAUGGGUCAUUAAAUAUCAUGUAUAGUAUUGACGGUGAAAAACGAUUAAUCGAAAAAGAACUUAAUCAUUUAGAUGGAUAUCGAGGUUCACGUCCUGUACGUAUAGGAAAUGGUGCAUAUGAUCAUAUUCAGUUGGAUAUUUAUGGUGAAUUACUAGAUGCUCUAUAUUUAUAUAAUAAAUAUGGUAGCCCAAUUUCUUAUGAUAUGAAUAGAUGGUUACAAGUUAGAGACACAAUUUAUGAAGAAAUUAUGACUAAGGCUUGGAAUCCUAAAAGAAAAAUUUUCACUCAAUCUUAUGAAGCCUUAGAUUCUUUGGAUUCUUCAGUGUUGAUUAUGCCUUUAGUAUUCUUUAUUAGUCCAACUGAUCCAAGAUUUUUGAGUACUAUUAAGGAGAUUCAGUUGCCGCCUGAAAAAGGAUUGUAUAGUGAAGAAAUUGCAAAUGGUGGUGAACAUUUGGGAAAUUUUCCUCAAGCUUUUACUCAUAUUGCUCUUAUUAGUGGUAGGAUUAAUUUAAAAGAAUCUGUUAAUGUUUUCUUUAAGGUGAUUAAAUACUUAUUAUUUUUUUAA
Molecule: messenger RNA, 1194 nt
Organism: Racocetra fulgida
Lineage: Eukaryota; Fungi; Glomeromycota; Glomeromycetes; Diversisporales; Gigasporaceae
Source: the annotation of a GenBank genome assembly